AGUUGUUUCUACUCCGAAUUGUCGCUAGUUAUUUGGUGGGAGGCGCUGUAGCCAUUUCGCCACUUUAAAGAGAGAAGGAGAACCAACAUCCGAGUUCUGGGGAAAAUAAAUUAUCCCGAAGCACUGCAUUCAGACAAACUACCCCCACCGCUGCGAAGGAGCAAGACUGAACGCAAACUUCGAACUCUCCAUGCAGAGCACGCGGAGAACAGACCAGGACCAUCUAACGGGCUUUUGAGAAUUUUUUUCGGUUUCCGUUUUUUCCUAUUUUAUUUACGGUGUAUGUGGAUCGAACAGUUUAUGAGAAUCUUGCUUGCUCUGCGGUGAGAAGAGAAGUUUGGCUGUUUUCUUAGUCGGAGGGAGACGCGGGAGGUUCGGGGAAAAAGUGGGGGAAGAUGGUUUGGAACGCCGCUUUGAGAAGAGGCUUGAUGUGCGUUCUGGCGCUCUGGCUCGGUUUUACGUCUGCCCCGUGCAAAGCUCGGAUUUACACUAACCAUUGGGCUGUACGGAUAAACGGGGGACCUGUGUUCGCUGAUCGGAUAGCAGACAAAUAUGGCUAUAAGAAUAUGGGACAGAUUGGCGACCUGAAGGACCACUAUCACUUCUUUCACAGCAGGACCAUCAAAAGGUCAACUCUCUCCAGUCGCGGUGGCCACAGCUUCAUCUCGAUGGAGUCCAAGGUGGAGUGGAUUCAGCAGCAGGUGGUAAAGAGGCGGAUCAAGAGGGAUUACAAGGCGGCCCCUCCCCCCCUCACCAGCCCCGCCCAGACCAGUCCCGCCCAGUCCAUAUUCUUCAAUGACGCCAAGUGGAGCAGUAUGUGGUACAUACACUGUAACGAUGACAUCCAUAACUGCCAGUCGGACAUGAAUAUAGUGGGGGCGUGGAAGAGGGGCUACACAGGGAAGGACGUGGUGAUCACCAUCCUAGACGACGGCAUCGAGAGGAACCACCCCGACCUCAUUCAGAACUACGACAACCAGGCCAGUUAUGAUGUCAACGGGAACGACAUGGACCCCAUGCCCCGUUAUGAUGCCAGCAACGAAAACAAGCAUGGAACUCGCUGUGCUGGGGAAGUGGCUGCAUCUGCUAACAACUCCCAUUGCACUGUGGGAAUCGCCUACAAUGCACGGAUAGGGGGGGUGCGGAUGCUGGACGGCGACGUGACGGACAUGGUUGAGGCCAAGUCUCUGAGUCUGCAGCCGCAGCAUAUUGACAUCUACAGUGCCAGCUGGGGUCCCGACGAUGACGGCAAGACGGUGGACGGCCCCGCCUCUCUGGCCAGGCAAGCCUUCGAGAACGGCAUCCGCAUGGGAAGGAAGGGGCGUGGCUCCAUUUUUGUGUGGGCGUCAGGGAACGGCGGGCGGAGCCGGGACCACUGCUCCUGUGAUGGCUACACCAACAGCAUCUACACCAUCUCCAUCUCCAGCACCGCUGAGAGCGGACGCAAGCCCUGGUACCUGGAGGAGUGCUCCUCCACCCUCACCACCACCUACAGCAGCGGAGAAAACUAUGACCGGAAGAUAAUCACCACAGAUCUGCGUCAGCGCUGCACCGACAGCCACACAGGGACCUCGGCCUCUGCUCCUAUGGCAGCUGGGAUCAUCGCGCUGGCCCUGGAGGCUAAUCCUCUGUUGUCGUGGAGGGAUGUUCAGCACAUCAUCGUCAAGACGUCUCGAGCCGGCCACCUCAAUGCCCCUGACUGGAAGACCAAUGCCGCUGGAUACAACGUCAGCCACCUGUAUGGCUUUGGUCUGAUGGACGCGGAGGCUAUGGUAAAGGAGGCGGAGCGAUGGAAGCAGGUCCCCGCCCAGCACAUCUGUGUGGAGAGUGCCGACCGCCAGAUCAGGACGAUCCGCCCGGAGCAUGUGGUGCGCUCUGUGUACAAGGCCACUGGCUGCAUUGACAACUCCAACCACCAUGUCAUCUACCUGGAGCACGUGGUCGUACGCAUCACCAUCACACACCCGCGCCGCGGUGACCUGUCAAUCAACCUCACGUCCCCCUCGGGAACCAAGUCCCAGCUGCUCGGCAACAGGUUGUUUGACCACUCCAUGGAGGGCUUUAAGAACUGGGAGUUCAUGACCACUCACUGCUGGGGGGAGAAAGCGGCCGGGGACUGGAUCCUGGAGAUCCAUGACUCCCCCUCGCAGCUCCGCAGCCAGAAAGUCCCAGGUAAGCUGAAGGAGUGGUCCCUGGUUCUAUAUGGCACCUCCGUGCACCCGUACUCCUCCCUGCGCAGCGACAAGCCCCGUUCGGCCGAGCCCCCUGCAGACGAAGAAUUCACUGAGGAGUACAAUGGGCUCUGUAACAGUGAGUGCAACGAGAACGGCUGUGAAGGCCCCGGACCUCACCAGUGCAUCAACUGCCUCCAUUACUUCCUCAAGUUCAAGAACAACACCAGGACGUGCGUGUCGGAGUGCCCAUCCGGGUUUUUCCGCGACGACAGGAAGCGCUGUAAGAAGUGUUCAUCUCUGUGUGAGAUGUGUGUUGGUAGCCGUAGCGACCAGUGCUCCACCUGCAGACCGGGCUUCCACCUUAACGAGGGCUCCAACAACUGUGUGGCCAGCUGUGUGGACGGCUUCUAUCUGGACCACGAUUCCAACAUGUGCAGGAGAUGCAACGAGAACUGCAAGAAGUGCACCACGUCUAAUAUCUGCACAGAAUGCAAACCAGGGAUGAGUCUUCAGGGGAAUAAAUGUCAGAUGACCUGUGACCCCGGGACCUACUAUAAUGGCCACAGGAGGACCUGCGAGCAGUGCCACCGAGCGUGUGCCACCUGUGCAGGCACGGGGAUGGAGGCGUGUAACAAGUGUGCAGAGGGCUACUUCUUGGAGGAGUGGCGCUGUGUGUCCACCUGCAGCGUGGGAUACUACAUGUCUGAACAGACCUCGGACAACGGCGACGUCAACAAGUCCUGCAGGAAAAUGUGGCGAUCGAUGGUAUCAAAAGCAGCACUAAGGUCUAGGAGCACGAGGACAGAUGCAGAGCCUCGGUCUGACGCUAUUAAAAGGUGUGACCACAGCUGCUAUGCCUGCACAGGGCCCGGUGAGACGAACUGCAGCACGUGUGUGAAUGGCUAUAACCUGGAGGCAGGAGUGUGUGUGGUCAGCACCAUCUGCAAAGAUGGUGAGUACCUGAGCAGGCAUGGGAAAUGCCACCUGUGUUACGCCACCUGCUAUAAGUGCGUAGGUCCUGAGAAGGAGGACUGCAUAAGCUGCCCAUCCAAUAGGUAUUUUGAAGAUGGGCAGUGUGUAAUCCGGUGCCAGGGGGGGCGCUAUGCCAUGGAGAGGCAGUGCCACCUGUGCCACCACACCUGCCAGGAGUGUGAUGAUGGAGGACCUGACAACUGCACAAGCUGUGACAAAGACAAGUUCCAGACAGACAGGUACUACUAUAGAGGGGAGUGUCGUGAAGUGUGUCCAGAGGGCUUCUUCCAUUCCUGGCGGAAGCGGUGUGAGGUGUGCUCCGUCAACUGCACUGUGUGCACCGACUUCGACCGCUGCCUCCACUGCAGUCCCCCCCACUACCUCCAAGACGGACUCUGUGUCCCGCUGGAGUGUGGCGAAGGUGAGGUGGAGGACCCAGAGUAUGAGGAUUGUCUGCACUGUGAGGAGGGCUGUAAGAAAUGUCUGCAGAAAAACCCCAAGCAAUGUGUCACCUGUGCAAAGGAGUACUACCAGUUGGGGCCUGAUUGCCACACGAGCUGCCCAGACAGGACCUACAGUGUUAUUGAUACCAUGACAUGUGCCAAGUGUGAAGACAGCCACUGUGCCAACUGUGAUCAGUCCCAGUGCUACUGGUGUGAGGAGGGCUUCUACGUCUCAGAUGGAGAGUGUGUGGAGCAGUGUAAGGAGGGGUUCUUUGUCGACGAGGAGAGUCAGGAAUGCGAACUGUGUCAUCGUCUGUGUCGGACGUGCGGCGGGCCCAACUAUGACGACUGUGACUCAUGUGAGGAUGACUUCACUCACAUGAACGGAGAGUGUGUGGACAACCACUCCGCUUCCUGCCCUGACAAACAUUUCCUCAACAGUCAGGGGGAAUGUGAGCAGUGCCACUCCAGCUGUAAGACAUGCACAGGCUCUGGGAGGGAACAGUGUAACACCUGUGACACAGAGCGCUUUCUGACGGCCCGCCAGGUGUGUGUGGCAAAGUGCCCGUCUGGUACUUUCGGCAAUGCCACGUCGGGCCACUGUGACGACUGUCUGCCAGGCUGUGUUCUGUGCCAGGAUGCCCAUCGGUGCCAGAGGUGCCGGACUGGACACACACACCUCUACCUGCAGGGCGACCAGUGUGUUCCCGAGUGCCAGAGGGGUUACCCUAAGGGGGGCGAGUGCCAGCCCUGUGCCCCAGAGUGUGCCUCCUGCUUGGGGAACGCCACCCACUGCCUGAGCUGUGAGACCCAGUACUUGCUCCUGGAGCACUCUUGCAGAGGGCACUGUCCCGACGGGCACUACCCCAAUGAGCGAGAGUGUCUACGCUGCCCACCCGACUGCAUAGAGUGUAGCCAGGACGGCCUGUGUAAGGAGUGUGAGGAAUACUACUUCCUACAUAAGGACCAGUGUGUAGAUGACUGCCCAGAGGGCUUCUUCCCCAGCGAGGAGCAGAAGGAGUGUGUGCGUUGUCACACCGACUGCGCAUCGUGUGACGGGCCUGACUCAGACGACUGUCAUAUGUGCAGGCACCCCGCGGCCGUGCGCUACAACGGGGAGUGCCUGUCCCAGUGUCCCUCAGACACUUACCACAACGUAGCCACCUCCGAGUGCCAGGACUGCGACAGGUCGUGUCACACCUGCUCAGGUCCCGAGCCCUCGUCCUGCCUCAGCUGUGGGCCCAACAUGCGAAAGGACACCAGUGGUCACUGUGUUUUCUACAGUCAGUGCUCCCUGCGCUCCUACAAAGAUGAGGAGGGCGACUGCCAGACCUGCCACUCCCUCUGCCACCGCUGCUCAGGGCCCACCAAGGAGCACUGUCUCAGCUGCAACCCACAGACCUUCCUGCUCAACAACACCUGUGUGAAUGAGUGUCCGGUGGGUUUCUAUGGUGAUGGGGACGAGCGUGUGUGCGAGCGAUGUCACUUCAGCUGUGUGUCGUGUGUGGGACGCCACAGUGUCCAGUGUGCAGCGUGUAAACCCAGCCUGUUCAAACAGGGACGCAGCUGUGUCGAGACCUGUGGUGACAGUCACUUCGGUAAUACCAUCACCUGGACGUGCGACCGGUGUGACCCGUUGUGUAGCAAGUGCAGGGGUAGGGGCAGUGGGGACUGCCUGAACUGCCGUGAUGGGUACCUCUACCUGAAGCAGUCGGGCCAAUGCCUCCAGACGUGCCCCACAAACUACUUCCCUGACACCAGAGCCAAAAUCUGCCGCAAGUGCCACCCCACCUGCAAGACCUGCGAAGAUGAGGGAGCCCUGUUCUGUAAGUCGUGCUUCGAGGGCUUCAGGUUUUUUGGAGGGAUAUGUGACUCUCCCUGUCUCGUAGGACUUUACGCUGCUUCAGCUAUUUGGGGCUCGGAUCCACAGUGUGAGAAGUGUGACCCGUCCUGUCUGGACUGUAAGGGUCCUGGUCAGUGGAACUGCACUGUGUGCCCAGCCAGCCAGCUCCUGGCUGACGACGGCCGCUGUCUGUCCUGUUGCGGCAACGAGACCAGACACGACGGCAGCCCCCUCCCCCGGGAGUGUUGUGACUGCCAGGCAUCACAAAUGGAGUGCGUCUUUGGGGUGAACUUUGUGUUCCUGGGCAUCGAGGAGCUGCCAGAGGGACAUCUCAAGGUCUUCAUCCUGGCUAUCGUGCUCCUGGUGUCAGCCCUGGGUGCCGCUGUCUUCCUGUUCCUCCACUUGCGCUCCAAAGCGGGCGCCGGUUUACCCCAGAUGAAGGCCAAUGGCUACAAGAAGCUGGAUGCCAAUGGGGGCUGGGCUGGGUCAGACUUAGACCCCACUACCUCCUUUGGCAACUACAGUGACCGCAUCAUUGAGGAUGACGAGGAGGAAGAGGAUGAUGAAGAUAUUGUGUAUAUGGGUCAGGAUGGUACAGUGUAUCGGAAGUUUAAGUAUGGACUCCUGGAGGAAGACGAGGACAUUGAGAUGGAUUAUGACGACGAGAGCUAUUCCUUCAGAUGAAGAGGAAUGUAAACACAACCAGAUACCCUCAGGCUGGCCCACUACUUUUAUACAAUAUUUAUUACCUUCUGUAGUAGUGAUGUAUCCCAAGAUGUUUACACACAAACACCUCUAAAAUGUUUACUGACCUCAAUAGUGAAGAUCUAAAUAUUUGGCACAGUAGUAUGACUUAAUAUGAGGGUCUUUGAGGGAAUUUCUUAAGUAAUGCAUUGUGAUUUUUGUCAGUCCUUAAAUUUGCGUCUAUGAAUCACAGAAUUUCCAACAUUUAUUUUAGACAUGCAGGUUGGUUUGACAUUUUAGUGUUUUUAUUUGGACUUCUAAGGGUUAGUUUGUUGUUUUAGUUCACAUUUGAAGUCCAAGCACUUUGUUAUCAAUAUUGUGAGACAAAUGAGACAGAGGCUGAUCGCAUCACUGAGAGAUUCAUCCAGUUUCACCCAUGCACUGCUAAAGGGACAGUAAGAUAGAUGUGAACAUAUUUUUAUGUAACUUAUUUUGAUUAUAGAAUUGGAGCUCAUAAAAAUACUUCAUCUCCCUGAGUUUUUGCAUCCCAUGCAUGUGAAAGAGUAGUGUUGAUUUAUAAUAAUCAGAAAGAUAAUUGUCUCUUUGUUGAGGUGAAUCAAUGUUUACUUGAAUAAAGUUGGAGUUACUGUGA
Molecule: messenger RNA, 6768 nt
Organism: Salmo salar (Atlantic salmon)
Lineage: Eukaryota; Metazoa; Chordata; Actinopteri; Salmoniformes; Salmonidae
Gene: pcsk5b
Product: proprotein convertase subtilisin/kexin type 5b
Biological process (GO): peptide hormone processing
Cellular component (GO): trans-Golgi network; Golgi membrane
Molecular function (GO): serine-type endopeptidase activity
Source: RefSeq, a predicted model, not a curated record